AUGUGUACUCAUCAUGAUGAUGAAUCACAACACAAACUCCCUUGUCUCCAUUGCAACCCACAUUCAUACAUACGCAUGGUUCAACACAUGAUAGAGAGAUGCAUUCUACUCCGAAUGAGUCGUGACGAUUGCGUCAAGGCGUUAGACCACCACGCAAGCAUUCUACCACUUGUUACCCUCACCGUUUGGAGAGGACUUCAAAGAGAAAAUAAGGAUUUCUUUGAGACUUAUGGACAUUUCGUCUCCUCUAGACCAUUCUUAAGCGGAUAUGUUCGGAGAUCGCCGAGGUUUGCGAGAAGGAAACAAUGA
Molecule: messenger RNA, 309 nt
Organism: Microthlaspi erraticum
Lineage: Eukaryota; Viridiplantae; Streptophyta; Magnoliopsida; Brassicales; Brassicaceae
Source: the annotation of a GenBank genome assembly